AUGGACGAGGCCCUAUCUCCCUUACGUGUCUUUCCAGCCAUUGCGAAAAAGCCAGAUGUUGUCAGAUGGGAAGAGGGUCUGAAAAGGAUCCUGGAGGCAUGGAUGCAAGAUCCCCGAUCACCGUUCUCUGCUGUGCGAAGCGAACUUGGGUCGGCCUUCUUGGAGCCGGACUCACCUUCUCCAGAUGGGGCGUCAGUCGACUCAAGCAGUUUUGGCGUCAACUUCGAGGUCAAGAAGAACAUUCUUGACUCGACAGCGCUGCCGCUUUUGACCGACCUUCACCGCCGUGGUGCGCUUCCGGCAAUUCUCUUCAAUUACGAUCGAGAUCACUGCGAGAGAACACUUCACACUCUUCAAGAUCAGCUCAUGCAUGCCGAGAGUACCUGGAAGGAUUCAAGUCCAGAAUGGAAGAGAAAGCUUGCCGAAUAUGAGAAAUGGAAGAAGGCAAACUCGCAGGCGAAUCGGGGUAAGGACAAGACGAACAGUGCUGCCAAGGGCCGUUCUCGAGACGAACCUGAGCUUUCUAAAAUCGAUUUGAUUCGUGAGUCGAGCACAGAAGCCAGCAGGUGGGAGAGCUUUGAUCCGGAAGCACCACUUGACUUAUUCUCAUUUGCGAAUCGGACGAGUCUGCUUGACUCUGAGCUUGCGACCUUGGUCGGACGCCUCAGAGACGCAAACUUGGACCCCGGAAUCAUCAGCGCUCUUCGACGCGGCAUCGCCGUGCACCAUGCGGGCAUGAACCGAGGAUAUCGGCAAACGGUUGAAAUGCUCUUCCGCAAAGGAUUCUUAACAGUCGUCAUUGCAACCGGAACAUUAGCCUUGGGGCUCAACAUGCCGUGUAAGACGGUUGUCUUCUUCGGCGACUCGAUCUUUCUGACCGCGCUCAACUAUCUCCAAGGAGCCGGGCGAGCUGGUCGCCGUGGCUUUGACCUUCUCGGAAACGUCGUUUUUACUGGGAUGCCACCUAAGCGAACACGCUUAUACCUAGGUGGGCCGUCGGACCAGAUGGCAAUUCAGCACCACCUGCGAUUUUCAAUUGAGUAUCUCCGACGACAGCACCUCCUGUCUCGCGACGGCACCCCUCUCAACUUUUCUGGCCUGGUUGGCCACCUCUACUUCACUGAAAAUGCCGUCUUUGCGUUCCACUCCCUGUUGAAGGAGGGUUAUUUCCAUCAGAUCUGCAGAGCUAUUUAUAGCAAUCCUGAGGGCGUUCUCCUCAAACUGGUGCUUGUUCUGGCACACUUAUUCUGCCGGAUACCAGUUCGCAACAGUAGCGAUGAAUGGAUUGCCAGCAUCGUCCACAAAUCCCCUUCAGUUGUUCUGCUGCCAUCGUUGCCGGGCGAGGCGGAAGAGCUUCUCCGUGACCAUAAUCGAGAAACCCUCGAAAUUUUCCGAGCAUACGUCAGCACCUUUGUCGAGCAGCACCUCAGUGGAUCGCCGGACACGCAGCUCCUUUCACCGGUUACGAGAUCCAGCAGCAGCAACACGAGCAAGAUGCGCCCUCGAUAA
This is a messenger RNA of Hirsutella rhossiliensis, 1509 nucleotides long. Its product is annotated as putative helicase. The transcript is spliced from 3 exons. Lineage: Eukaryota; Fungi; Ascomycota; Sordariomycetes; Hypocreales; Ophiocordycipitaceae. Bases 1 to 1509 code for a protein of 502 amino acids. The record is from RefSeq and is a predicted model, not a curated record. Gene Ontology annotation, cellular component: cytoplasm.